CCGGCCGGCGGGCCGGCCGCGAUUCGCAUUCUCAGUCCGGCGCACUUUGCCCUACCUACGAUGUGCCAUCUGACCCGACUCGCCCGUGACACGAUCGACUUGUCCUCGAUGAUCUGCUGCCUGAUUGUCCUCGUUUCGUUGUGCGAGACGAAAAUGUGCUCUCGGAUCACACAUGCCUGCACGACCGCGAACACGGCUAUUGUUUCCGCAGGUGAUGAAGCGGAACGUUCACCGCCGGCGUCGAUGUCCGUGUUCGCGGAGAUGGAGAACCGGCUGUCGAGCCUCGAGCGGAGGCUGCGAGCAGUCGAGCAGCCGGUUUGGCAGAUCAGCCCGAGGGAGGAGGACUGGGAGGUGUGCGCCGAAGGACCGUGCAAGUGUGUGCCGGAGAUGAAGUCGGUGUCCUGCUGGAGACACGGCCUGCUGGACCUUCCGUCGUUGCAACUGGUGCCCGCCGACGUGCUGAGACUGGACCUCGGGGGUAACCGGCUCAGCGCUCUGCACAGAGACACGUUCAGGAACAUGACGCGGUUGCACCACCUAGACCUGAGCAGCAACCUGCUCGAGCACCUGUCGCCGAAUCUGUUGUCUCCUCUGCAUGGUGUCGCGAAUGUCCGGCUGAGCGACAAUCUCCUGAAAGAAAUCCAGCGCAAUCAAUUCCUUGGCCUGAGGAACCUGCGAAUACUUGAUUUAUCGUCGAACAGACUUCGGACUCUGUCGGAGAAUCUGUUCCUGAGCAACGGCCUCCUGGCUCUGUUGGAUCUCUCCUCUAAUCGCAUCUCGUCCUUAUCAGCUGGCACAUUUCGCGGUCUCGGUAACCUGGAGGAAUUGCUGCUGGGCAAAAAUCGACUGUCCGGACUACCCGCCUCGAUUUUCAAAGACACAAUCAAUCUCAGGCGUCUCGCGCUCGAGGAGAAUCACCUGAAGGAGCUGCCACAUAAUUUAUUCCACGAUUUGACGUCGCUCAAGGAAUUGGACAUGAGGGGCAACCGGUUGACGGAGGUGGCUAAGGGGAUGCUGUCUCACCUCGUCAAGCUGGAGAUCCUGGAAAUGUCGAGCAACAGAAUAUCCCGUAUCGACGCGAGAGCUCUCCGCGAUAUGGUGGCGCUCCGAGAGUUGCGGCUGGGACACAACCACAUCAAGUACUUGCAGCAUGGGUUGUUCAGCAACUCCGUAUCCUUGGAACGCUUGAUUCUCUACGGGAACCGCAUAGAGAUCCUAGCGAGGGGCGUUCUUCAUGGUCUGUCCAAUCUCACCUCUCUCUUCUUACAGUCCAAUCGACUGAGGCUGCUGCAGUCAGGGGUCUUCAACGAUACGCCGAAUUUGCGUAAGCUGCAACUGGAGUCGAACGAGCUGUCGUUCCUACCGGCCGGCAGCAUGGACGCCGUGUCGGCGAUCCCGCAGGUGCACCUGAAUCGGAACCCCUGGCACUGCGACUGCCGUGCUCUGUAUGUCGCCUCCUGGCUGCGCCGACGGUUCGCCAGCUUCGCGAACCUGACGAAUCCGCUGCAGAUCCAGCAGGCGUUGGUCACGACCGGCAACUGGAGCGUCUGGGAGUACGGAGCCGGGGCGAUCUGCAGAGGCCCGGGUGUCCUGGGUGGCCAGCCUCUGCUGCGGCUGACCUUCCACGAGCUCUGCGAGGGCCAGUGGGCCUCCAUGAAGGGCAUCGUACCGCGGCUACCUCUCGACGUCAUGGCGCCGUCCGUCACGCCGCACGCCGUCAGAAAGGACACGCUCUUGGUGUAGAGAGGACGAGGUGUCGCGCACGGAGCGCGUCUCUUUCCGUCUCAACGUCGAGUGACUGUUGGACGUCUGCGAAGAACGUCCAGGGAGUUAAGUCUCUUCCUGUCUCUCUCUCUCUC
Harpegnathos saltator (Jerdon's jumping ant) is the source of this 1859-nucleotide messenger RNA. RefSeq names its product leucine-rich repeat-containing protein 15. The transcript is spliced from 9 exons. Bases 61 to 1743 code for a protein of 560 amino acids. Gene Ontology annotation, molecular function: protein binding. NCBI's taxonomy places the organism in Eukaryota, Metazoa, Arthropoda, Insecta, Hymenoptera, Formicidae. Gene Ontology annotation, cellular component: plasma membrane. The record is from RefSeq and is a predicted model, not a curated record.